This is a messenger RNA of Trichomonas vaginalis G3, 612 nucleotides long. RefSeq lists its product as uncharacterized. The coding region runs from base 1 to 612 and encodes 203 amino acids. The transcript has a single exon. The record is from RefSeq and is a predicted model, not a curated record. NCBI's taxonomy places the organism in Eukaryota, Parabasalia, Trichomonadida, Trichomonadidae.
AUGUAUUAUUCGGAUGCUUUCAUAUUGAUUCCAGAGUUCUGUGGUAAGAUAGCUCCGUAUUUUGAUACAAAAGAGGAAGGAAAGUUCGAAUUUGAUUGGAUUGCAUCAUUUGAUACGGCUUUUCUUAGAGUUUAUAACAAUUCUCAGCAGUUUUGUGAAUUCCCUGCUCAGUCCUUCAUCGCUAACCCCUCUGCUUCAACUCCCCUCACUUCUCUUUUACUUGCAAUAUUAGAAUUUGUUGUUCCUCAUUCCUACGCAUCCCAGGAUACUCUUAUUGAGAGGUUAACUUCAUUUACCCUUUCAAAACCCAAUAAACAAUGCUUAAACCAGGCAAAAUCUAAGAAACCAUUAAAAACCGCCAUUUCCUUUAUUUUAUCGUUGAUUUCUAUCGGAUCAGCACCAAAAUGGAUCUUAGAUGUUGCAAAUAUCAAAGGAGUCAAAGGCGACGAACUUACAAAGCAUUAUGUAGUUGCUGCAGCAUUGAAAAGGGUUUAUGAAGCAUGUACUAAGCAAAACUGGGAAAUUUCUAAUGAUUUGAGGACAACAAUUGUUGAUCAGUCCCUUUUAGAAUUAGAUUUCUUGAAUCUUGUUCAAACUCCUACUUUAAUAUAG